AUGUCCCUCUUGCCUAAUCUCUUAACUUUUCCCAUUUGGCUCUUUAUUUUGAUUGACAGCUGUUCUUCAUCAACGCCAAACACGCUCAACGGCCAACACAUCCGCGUCAUAUGGACACUUUGGAGUGGAAACCCUAAAGGAAUAGUUGGACCGCUCAAAGGCGGAGAGAUCCUCAAAUUCUUGACGAAACGUUUGAAUUUCACGUACGAAAUGGUUCGAGUGACGGAAGACAAACUGGAGCCAUCGGAAAAAGCCCCAGGACUUUUCAGCUAUUUAUGGAAUCAAAAAGCCGAUUUGCUGGUCCACGAUACGAUCGCCAACUACCAGUACAGUUCAGUCGUCGAUUUUUCACUGCCAUGGAUUUACGCUUAUUACAGUUUCCUCAUCCCAAUCCCUGAUGAAUCGGCCAACAUCAACGCCGUCGCCAAACCAUUUCAAUGGCCGAUUUGGUUAGGACUUGGAAUAUCAAUCGUUUGCGUCAUCACAGUUUUGAAUUUGAUCCAACGCUACUUGCAAUAUCGAUUCGUAAUUGAAACACCACUAAAACCAAUCGACAAACCACCGGCUGACAAAAUUAUCACCAAAGGAGAAACGGGAAAACAAUAUCUUUACGUUUUCGGCAAUUUACUAUCACAAGGCGGCCCUUGUAUGUCGAAAAGAUUACCCUAUCGACUAGUCGCUGGCGUUUGGACCCUGGCCGCUUUCAUCUUCGUCCAGGCCUACACGUCGACUCUCUUCACAUACGUCGUGACGCCAAUCAGUGAACCGCUAAUCAAUUCAGUCUACGACGUUGUUGACAAUCCCGAUAUCAAAUUAAUAGUCAGGGAAACGGGGUUUAUGAAUACUUUACUAACGACCAACAAUUACACGGGGCUAUUCGGGAAUUUAAGAAGAAGACUGGACACCUACCCAAACUCUCAAUGUGGAUCGUUGACGAACUGCGCUGAACCCGUCAAAUCAGAAUAUGGAAACGUCUUCCUUGAGGCAAACGUUUACCUACUGGAUACAAUCAGAAAAGAUUUUAACAAAACUGGAAACUGCAACUUUCAAAUGGCAAAAGAAGCAUUUAUCUCCAUCAUGUGUACGCUUGUUCUACAGAAAAACAGUCCCCACACGCAAAUCAUUCAACUAGCAACAUUAAAUCUGCAAGAAACUGGACUGGUCGACUUUUGGGACACGUGGUUUCGCCCAAUGCCUCCCCAAUUUGGAUCGAGCCUUUCCCUUUUGGCUUUUCUUGGCGAAAAAAUUAUUUUUCUACGUAAACUUCGUAUUCGCAAAGUUAAUGAGUUGCUACAACGGAAACACUUUGUCAAGGUAUCACCCAAGACAGAAGAAGCCAAUGAGACAGAAGAAACAACCAUCAUCCUCGAAUAA
Molecule: messenger RNA, 1374 nt
Organism: Daphnia pulex (common water flea)
Lineage: Eukaryota; Metazoa; Arthropoda; Branchiopoda; Diplostraca; Daphniidae
Product: glutamate receptor ionotropic, kainate 5-like
Exons: 10
Coding region: 1-1374 (457 amino acids)
Cellular component (GO): membrane
Molecular function (GO): ligand-gated monoatomic ion channel activity
Source: RefSeq, a predicted model, not a curated record